GUUUUCCCAUAAUUUCAAGCAGCGUCCUGUAAAGGGAAUAAAUGCCGCAUCGGAAGAGUUUUCUGACGCUAUACCUUUAAACGGAGACGGCCUCCAGCGCGCAUGCGCGGGCCGUGUUUAGUUUUCUCCAACCUGAGGAGCCGAGCGAAUCCAUCGCAGCCACUUCUUCCUGUCAUGUUUCCAGAGCAGCGUUUUUCUGUUACUCGUUUCCUUUCUUUUUCGUUUUUCUUUUCCUUUUUUUUUUUUUUUUUAACCCACCACCGGAAUUAUUUGGAAACAACCACGCAGAGCGGACGCGACGCAACAAAAACCCACCUUUUUGAGGAUGCGUAAAAAUCUCCGUGAGGGUAAACCAGUAGGACCCAACAACAGUUCAAAGUGUUGAACCCCUCCUCCCCAUUCCUCCUCCCCUCCUCUCUCCGGUUCCCACAUCUCCCCCCCCCCCCCACACACACACAUACACACACCACAUCCAUGUUGACUGCGGCAGCCUGCUCUCCGGGUCCACGGCCCCUUUGUUCGUGCGUGGAGAGGCUCCGGCUGAGCCGUGGGAAGACCUUGGCGCAUCCCCCCGUGUCCGUCCGGAGGAUUGUUUACGCAUUAAAAUGGCUGCUGCUGGGAUGGCAGCUGGAAGAAGAGAGUGGUCCUGAAUCAAUGCAGUAGCUGGUGGAGACUUUACCUAGCGGCGAGCUAAGCAAGGCUAACAAGUUGUGCGUGUGUUUUUAGCCACCCGGAUACGCGCAGAGUGUUUAAAUCGCUUUUAAUCGAUGCCCCGCUUUUAAGGCAGGGUCCUCCCGACGAGAAGAAGAAGAAGAAGAAGUGGGGUGAAGGGAAUUCCUCCCACUCAAAAUCUCCAAAUCUAUGCAUGCAGCUUUUAGACCCACUCAGCUAACAUUUGCAAUUUUUUUUUUUUUUUUUUUUUUGUUUUUAGCCAUUUCCCCUCCUCCUCCUCCUCCUCCUCCUCCUCACACAAGAACAAGAGACAAAUCUCGCAUUAAUUCCGAGCAUGCACGCCAAGAAUAUGCAUCACUUCUUUGUCAUAACUAGAACAUCCUGAGAAACCAGAGGCUUUUCCCCCCCGGAGUAGACCUCAAGGCCCCGGUCUCUGCUCGGCUCUGUCGACCCGGAGGAGGAAGAAGAAGAAGAAGAAAGAAAUGGAUCCCAGGGGGAAAUAUAAGACUAAACUGUUCCUGCUUGGACCCAGGCCGGCCGCGGACGGGGACUCGCUGCGGGGCAUCAACGCGUACUUGGUGGCCUACGUGUUGUUUUACUUGGUGCUGGUCACUCACGCCUCUCCGGCGAAACAGUGCGACAAGAGCUGCCUCUCCGGGAAAUGUGUCAACGGAUCCUGCGUCUGCGACCGAGGAUGGGUGGGAGACCAGUGCCAGCACUGCCAGGGCAGGUUCAAGUUGACAGAACCCACGGGAUACCUCACAGAUGGUCCAAUCAACUACAAGUACAAAACAAAGUGCACCUGGCUCAUUGAGGGCUAUCCGAAUGCGGUUCUCCGGUUAAGAUUUAACCACUUUGCCACAGAAUGUAGUUGGGACCACAUGUACGUCUACGACGGAGACUCGAUAUACGCUCCUCUCGUUGCUGUUUUCAGCGGCCUCAUCGUGCCAGAGAUACGAGGUAAUGAGACGGUUCCUGAGGUCGAGACGACUUCAGGCUACGCACUGCUGCACUUUUUCAGCGACGCUGCCUAUAACCUGACAGGAUUCGAAAUAUUCUACUCGAUCAAUUCUUGUCCUAAUAACUGCUCUGGCCAUGGGAAGUGCACACCGGGGAACUCGGCCGCCAGCAGAGUGUACUGUGAAUGUGACAAGUACUGGAAAGGCGAGGCCUGCGACAUCCCCUACUGCAGGAACAACUGCGGCAGCCCCGACCACGGCUACUGCGACCUCACGGGGGAGAAGCUGUGCGUCUGCAAUGACAGCUGGCAAGGCCCGGACUGCUCUUUAACUGUCCCUUCGACCGAGUCCUUCUGGGUCCUGCCCAGCGUCAAGCCCUUCGGCACGUCGCUGGCCAGGGCUUCCCACAAGGCCGUGGUGCAGGAGAAGGUCAUGUGGGUGGUGGGCGGAUACACCUUCAACUACAGCUCCUUCCAGAUGAUUCUCAACUACAACCUGGAGAGUGGCAUCUGGAACACGGUGCCCAUCAAUAGUGGCCCGGUGCCAAGAUACGGCCACUCGCUCGCUGCCUACCAGGACGACAUCUACAUGUUCGGGGGGAAGCUGGAGGCCGGCUGGGGCAACGUGACGGACGAGCUGUGGGUGUUCAACGUUCCCAGUCGGACGUGGCAGCGCAGGAACCCCGUGGUCAGCUCUCCGGCCCAGACGCAGAUCUACGCGGUGGAAGGUCACUCGGCCCACUGCGUCCUGCUGGACAGCGGCGACGCCAUCAUGCUGGUCCUCUUCGGCUACUCGCCCAUCUACAGCUACAUCAGCAACGUCCAGGAGUACAGUCUGAGGUCCAACACGUGGUUUGUGCCUGAGACCAAAGGUGCGAUUCUCCAGGGCGGCUACGGCCACAGCAGCUCGUACGACAGCGGCAGCGGCAGCGUCUACGUUCACGGCGGCUACAAAGCGCUCCCCGCCAACAAAUACGGCCUCGUCGACGACCUCUACCGAUACGACGUCAACACGCGGACGUGGUUCAUUCUGAGAGAGAGCAGAUUUCCACGGUACUUACACUCGUCCGUGCUCCUCAGCGGCACUCUGCUCAUUUUUGGCGGCAACACGCACAAUGACACAUCGCUCAGCAAUGGGGCCAAGUGUUUCUCCGCCGACUUCCUCGCCUACGACAUUGCUUGUGACGAGUGGAGGCUGCUGCCGAAGCCGGACCUGCACAGAGACGUGAACCGCUUCGGUCACUCGGCUGUGGUCAGCAACGGGUCCAUGUACGUGUUCGGGGGCUUCUCCAGCGUCCUGCUCAACGACGUCCUCGUCUACCGGCCUCCGAGCUGCCAGGCCUUCGUGAACGAGGAGGGGUGCGUGAAGGCCGGCCCCGGGGUCCGCUGCAUCUGGGGCCGAGGCCGCUGUCUCCCCUGGGAACCCAGCAUGGCUAACGGCAGCCUCCCUCCUGCUCCAUUCUGCCCCCCUAAAGCUGUCACGGUGGAUGAGAUGUGCUACAGGUUCUCCGACUGUGCCAGCUGCACAGCGAACACCAACGGGUGCCAGUGGUGUGACGACAAGAAGUGCAUCUCCGCCUCCAGCAACUGCACCUCUAACGUGAAGAACUUCACGGCGUGCCCGGUGCGGAACGAGCAGGUGUGCAGCAAACUCGGCAACUGCAAGAGCUGCUCGCUGAACCUCAACUGUCAGUGGGACCAGAAUCACUCCCAGUGUCACGCUUUGCCUGCCCAGCAGUGCAGCGAGGGCUGGAGCCAGGUGGGUGAGGCUUGCCUGAGGAUCAACUCCAGCCGCGAGAGCUACGACAACGCCCAGCACUACUGCAAGAACCUCAACGGCAACAUCGCCUCGCUCACCACCACCAAACAGGUGGACUUUGUGCUCGAGGAGCUCAAGAAGCUCCAGGACCUGGACAAGCGGCUGUCCCCGUGGGUGGGUCUCAGGAAGAUCAAUGUGUCGUACUGGGGUUGGGAGGACAUGUCUCCCUUCACUAACAGUAGUCUGCGUUGGCUUCCCGGCGAGCCCAGCGACUCCGGGUUCUGCGCCUACCUGGAGGAGCCUCAAGUGUCGGGCCUCAGGGCCAAUCCCUGCACGGCUACUGCCCACGGCCUCAUCUGUGAGAAGGCGAUUGGAAACCCCAACCAAAGCACCCGUCCGUCAUGUAAGAAGCCUUGCUCGCUUCACACGAACUGUGCCAACUGUACCAGCCAGGCCAUGGAGUGCAUGUGGUGCGGCAGCGCUCAGCGCUGCGUCGACUCCUCCGCCUACGUCAUCUCUUUUCCCUACGGCCAGUGUCUGGAGUGGCAGACCGCAGAUUGCGUGGCCCAGAACUGUUCAGGCCUGCGGACGUGUUCCCAGUGCUUGGAGCAGCCCGAGUGCGGCUGGUGCGGCGACCCCAGCAGCACGGGGAAGGGCCUGUGCGUGGAGGGCUCGUACCGGGGGCCCAUGAAGAAGCUGCCCAAGCAGGGCCAGCAGGGCCAGACCCAGGACAUGAUCCUGGAGCCGGGCAUCUGCCCCAAAGACAAGGGCUACGAGUGGGCCUUCAUCCACUGCCCCGCGUGCCAGUGCAACGGCCACAGCACGUGCGUGAACAGCAGCGUGUGCGAGCAGUGCCGCAACCUCACCACCGGCCCUCACUGCGAGACCUGCAUGUCCGGUUUCCACGGAGACCCGACCAACGGCGGCAAAUGCCAGGCCUGCAAGUGCAAUGGCCAUGCAAAUGUGUGCCAGGUGCUAACUGGCAAGUGCUUCUGCACCACCAAGGGGAUCAAAGGAGACCAGUGCCAGCUAUGUGACUCAGAAAACCGUUACCUUGGCAAUCCACUCAGAGGAACCUGUUACUACAACCUCCUGAUUGACUACCAGUUCACCUUCAGCCUCAUCCAAGAAGACGAUAAUCACUACACUGCCAUAAACUUCAUGGCCUCACCUGAGCAGGCAAACAAGAACCUGGACAUGUCCAUUAAUGCAUCCAACAACUUCAACCUCAAUAUCACGUGGUCGGUGGGAUCAACAGCUGGAACUAUCUCCGGAGAAGAGGUGCCCAUUGUGUCUAAGACAAACAUCAAGGAGUACAAAGACAGUUUCUCCUGUGAGAAGUUCACAUUUAGAAGCAACCCCAACAUCACUUUUUACGUCUACGUCAGUAACUUUUCAUGGCCCAUCAAAAUCCAGAUCGCCUUCUCCCAACACAACAGUAUCAUGGACCUCGUCCAGUUCUUCGUGACAUUCUUCAGUUGCUUUCUGUCGCUACUCCUGGUUGCAGCAGUGGUGUGGAAGAUCAAACAGACCUGCUGGGCGUCACGGCGGAGAGAACAACUGAUGAGAGAGCGUCAGCAGAUGGCCAGUCGUCCGUUUGCCUCGGCGGCCGUUUCAUUGGAAGCCAGAGGAGAGCAGACAGACGUGUUGCAGCCUGUGGUUGACGGUGCACCAAAACCUGUUGCGAUGGAGCCAUGUUCGGGAGGGAAAGCUGCUGUAUUGACUGUCCUCGUACGUCUGCCCUCUGGUCCCUCCGGCCUGCCUCCACCAGGACAGUCUGGCCUCAUCGUCGCCAGUGCACUGAUAGACAUAUCACAGCAGAAACCAACAGAUUUUAAGGACAAGUCCCAGGCUCUGAAGAACCGAAAAGCCCUUCCUCCAGCUCACCAAGGGACCUGCGUCUGACUGCCCCUCAACCACUCAACCCACUGGGGGGCGGCGGGGUGGAGGGGGAGGGGGUCACAUCGUUCCAACGUGUCACAGGGGACAAGCAUUUUAUCCAGAGACAGUUUUCAUUUUGGCUGCUACCACCGAGGACCUCCGAGAGCACAGUCCAAGUUAUCUUCCCUCUUGCCUUCGUCGCUCUGUUUUCCAUAAUGUCGACCUCAGAAAUUCUCCGUCUUGUACGACUUGCGCCUACUGGACUUCUUCCCAUUAGCUUUAAAGUCAUCAUAUAGCUAAGCAGGGGCUAGCGGUGGCACCAGAGCCGGACUAAUGAGGAGGAUGUGAACCUGCUGAGUUGUAAAUACAGAGGCGUCUGUGCAUUGGGUUAUAAUUGAUUUUUACGCACAGAUGGUUUAAAAAGCUGCCUGUACUACAUGGGUUUUAACUUCAUUUUGCUUGCCAACAAGUGGUAUUCUAUGGUGCUAAAGCAUUUCAUGACUCUAAACUCGGCCUUUGCAGUGUGGACUGUAUGCCUUCUGUAUGUGUGUGUGUGUGUGCGUGUGUGUGUGCGCGCUAGACCAGGGCUUGACACGCCGCCACCGCGCCGUAGUGUUUCUUGAGUAGUAUUUUCCAUCUCCUGUACAUACGCACCAUCCACCCGGCUGAAGCUAAAGUCUGUAUUUUCUGUGGAAGACGUUGAGAAAACGGAGACGCAAUCAAGCAGCUCGUGGGUGCGGACAGCGCACUGGGAGAGGCACGAACAAAACCCACAGCCGCCACAGACGGACGUCUCCUCGUUUUAUUUGCAAACUGGAAGUUAUUAAAAAAAAAUGAUAAUAAUAAAAGAAAAGGUUGUGGUUAUUUUUCGGUGUGGCUGAAGGUCUGGAAGUGCUGUGCGACUUGGACUUUUUGAACUUGCCCUCGGAUCGACGGUGGGGGGGUGGUUGCCAUUCAGGAGAAGGACGUCCGCUUUCGUACACUUCGGAGUGGGACGUCCUGCUCCUCCGGCUGUUUACCAGUUUGUUUUGUAAGGUUGUUUUGGGUUUUUUUUAAGAAAAAAAAUCAUCUGAAGGUAUGAAUUUGUUUCAGUGUUCGACUACAAGGAGUUGUGUUACCUUUUUAUAUUGCCUUGGCUUUUCGUGAACUCUUUAAGGAGGGGAGGGGCGUUCCGACGCGCAGAAUUUCCGGGGGCCCCGACUCCACCUCUGAGCUGUACAGUGUCUUGUUGGAACAAAUGUGAGUCUUUGUCGCUCUUCUCUCUCCAGAUUUCAUGUGUUUUGUCAGGUUUUUAUGACAGAAUGGUGGAAAGAUUAUCAGCUACUUUUUUUGGGCCUCGUCACCUGAUUAUAUAUCUAUGAGAAAUUGUCUUUUGCUACACUUGUGAAAAGAGCCUUUCUGUUGAUAAUUUGUUUUGAUAUUUAACAGAUUCCUGUGUAAUAGCGCAUUUAACUUGAUUUUAUCAUUUUUUUUUUUUUUGUUGAAUUGUACAUCUUUACGGGCAUUGUCUUGCAAAAGCGGUCGUUAACGAUGCAUUUCACGAUGACGGACGGUGCACCGGCUAAUGUGUUGUUUUUUUUGUUGUUGUUGUUGUUGUUUAUUUUAAUUAUUUUGUGUUUGUAGAGUAAUCCUAUAACGGUGUCAUUACACAGGAAUCAGGUCUCGCUGUACCACAGGAGAACAAAAAAAUAAGAUGAGAAGCUGCAUAUUGGUAAUCUUCAGUGUAUUUUAAAGAUGGACAACAUGCCAGAAAAUAAUAAAAUGAAAACAGACAUGAA
This is a messenger RNA of Mugil cephalus (flathead mullet), 7048 nucleotides long. RefSeq names its product attractin-like 1b (gene atrnl1b). NCBI's taxonomy places the organism in Eukaryota, Metazoa, Chordata, Actinopteri, Mugiliformes, Mugilidae. Bases 1155 to 5294 code for a protein of 1379 amino acids. The transcript has 29 exons. Gene Ontology annotation, cellular component: Golgi apparatus. The record is from RefSeq and is a predicted model, not a curated record. Gene Ontology annotation, molecular function: protein binding.